Molecule: messenger RNA, 1687 nt
Organism: Rattus norvegicus (Norway rat)
Lineage: Eukaryota; Metazoa; Chordata; Mammalia; Rodentia; Muridae
Gene: Imp4
Product: IMP U3 small nucleolar ribonucleoprotein 4
Exons: 9
Coding region: 333-1208 (291 amino acids)
Biological process (GO): ribosomal small subunit biogenesis; RNA folding; rRNA processing
Cellular component (GO): small-subunit processome; nucleoplasm; Mpp10 complex
Molecular function (GO): rRNA primary transcript binding; rRNA binding
Source: RefSeq, marked provisional
AAAAGUCGAGUCCAGGAAGCCAUCCACGCAGUUGCCACUCUUACUUUUUCUUAGCCUACUGCCUGACUGGCUCAAGCGUUGGUGAAGCCACGGACGGACUUAUUUAUCAGGGCGGCCUUAGGCCACAUGACAUCCCAAAUUCGGGUAAUUGAUUGGUUGUCGGUCUGACCAAUCACCUUGCGACGCCAUUCGCCAUUUUAAGAUGGGGCAAGCUGCACGGCAGUGGAAUUGAGUGAAGCCCCUAAAGGCCUUCCUAGUUGAGGGCGGAAGUGUCGCUGCGAGGUUCCGUCAGCGACCGAAUAGUCCGGACUCGUGAGAGAGCGACGCUCAUCAUGCUUCGUCGGGAGGCUCGCCUACGCCGCGAGUACUUGUACCGUAAGGCCCGGGAGGAGGCGCAGCGAUCCGUUCAGGAGAAGAAGGAGCGAGUCAAGCGUGCUCUAGAAGAAAACCAGCUGAUUCCCACCGAGUUACGCCGGGAGGCUCUCGCAUUACAGGGGUCCUUGGAGUUUGAUGAUGCUGGUGGUGAAGGUGUAACCAGCCAUGUGGAUGACGAGUACCGAUGGGCUGGGGUUGAGGACCCUAAGGUCAUGAUCACUACCUCCCGAGACCCCAGUUCUCGCCUGAAAAUGUUUGCAAAGGAACUGAAGCUGGUGUUCCCAGGUGCCCAGCGCAUGAACCGAGGUCGGCAUGAGGUUGGAGCGCUGGUUCGAGCUUGCAAAGCGAAUGGGGUCACCGACCUGUUGGUUGUCCAUGAGCACCGAGGCACACCUGUGGGACUCAUUGUCAGCCAUCUGCCCUUCGGUCCUACUGCCUACUUCACACUGUGUAACGUGGUCAUGCGGCACGACAUCCCUGACCUGGGCACCAUGUCAGAGGCUAAGCCCCACCUCAUCACUCAUGGCUUUUCCUCUCGACUGGGCAAGCGGGUGUCUGACAUCCUUCGCUACCUAUUCCCUGUGCCAAAAGACGACAGCCAUCGGGUUAUCACCUUUGCCAACCAGGAUGACUACAUCUCAUUCCGGCACCAUGUCUACAAGAAGACAGACCAUCGAAAUGUGGAGCUGACUGAGGUCGGGCCUCGAUUUGAGCUCAAGUUGUACAUGAUUCGCCUGGGCACACUGGAGCAGGAGGCUACCGCAGAUGUAGAGUGGCGCUGGCAUCCGUAUACCAACACAGCCCGCAAGAGGGUAUUUCUGAGUGCUGAGUGAGCUGAGCCGCCAGCCAGUUGGGACUGACUUGUCACGGACAGAUUGAGUAAUCCUAGGUGGAGACAGGAAGGAUCUAAGUAAAGUCUCUGUCCUCAUCCUACCAGCUGCCUCUAACUGGUUACAGUGGGUCUACUGUCCAGACAGACCUGAAAGAUGAAGCCCACAAAGCGUCUGUGGGGGGGAUCUAAUGCCUCUGGACUAUGAAUUCACCCUCAGGCUGGGGUAGGGGUACAGAUCUGCACUGGAAAAUGAAUGGUUACCUUCUUGGGAGUUAGGCCCUGUGAGCACUUUUUCCUGUGCUUUAGGGUCAGUCUUUGUCACCAGCAACAAACCAUUCAAGAGCUAGCCUAACUUGUCGCUUCAACUCUGCCAAGCAGGUGCACCCUCCUCUAACUGCGAGCUUCUCCACUCAGCCUCUUUGUUCGCCAAGAUAACGACUCUGAAACUUGAUGUUUCAUGAAUAAAUUCCUAGGCCAAUA